UCCCAGAGCGCGCGGGCCCGAGGGUGGGCGGGGCCGAGGGGGCGGCACCGGCGGCCAUGUUGAGUCCCCGCCUUUCCCUUACGGCUGCUGUUCCUCUUCCCGCCGCGGUCUGAGGAUCAUCUUCCCUUUGGUGUAGUCAAAAAAGCAAGUGGCAAUUGGACAGGAGAAGAAUGGCAUUGAAACAGAUUUCCAGCAACAAGUGCUUUGGAGGAUUGCAGAAAGUUUUUGAACAUGACAGUGUUGAACUGAGCUGCAAAAUGAAAUUUGCUGUCUAUUUACCACCAAAGGCAGAAACCGGAAAAUGCCCUGCACUGUAUUGGCUGUCUGGUUUAACUUGCACAGAACAAAAUUUUAUAUCAAAAUCUGGUUAUCAUCAAGCUGCCUCGGAACAUGGCCUCAUCGUUAUAGUUCCAGAUACCAGCCCUCGUGGCUGCAAUAUUAAAGGAGAAGAUGACAGCUGGGACUUUGGCACUGGUGCUGGGUUUUAUGUGGAUGCCACUGAAGAUCCUUGGAAAACUAACUACAGAAUGUACUCUUAUAUAACAGAGGAGCUUCCUCAACUCAUAAAUGCCAAUUUUCCAGUUGACCCCCAAAGGAUGUCUAUUUUUGGCCACUCAAUGGGAGGCCAUGGAGCUCUAAUUUGUACUUUGAAGAAUCCUGGAAAAUAUAAAUCUGUGUCAGCAUUUGCUCCAAUUUGCAACCCAGUGCUCUGUCCUUGGGGCAAAAAAGCCUUUCGUGGAUAUUUGGGAACAGAUGAAAGUAAAUGGAAGGCUUAUGAUGCUACCCACCUUGUGAAGUCCUAUCCAGGCUCUCAGCUGGAUAUACUGAUUGAUCAAGGAAAAGAUGACCAGUUUCUUUCAGAUGGACAGUUACUACCCGAUAACUUCAUAGCUGCCUGUACAGAAAAGAAAAUCCCUGUUGUUUUUAGAUUACAAGAGGGUUAUGAUCACAGCUACUACUUCAUUGCAACCUUUAUUACUGAUCACAUCAGACAUCAUGCAAAAUACCUGAAUGCGUGAAAAGCUUCAGAUAGAGAGUCUUUUCAGGAUUAUAAAAUUGUAAUAAACAAAAUUGCAAGGAAGAAAGAUUUUUAAACAUUGGAUUUCAUAAUGCUAAAAACUGCUUCAUUCUGUAAUUGAAUCACACUCUGAAUAAAAAUGUCAAAUCUGC
This is a messenger RNA of Vicugna pacos (alpaca), 1170 nucleotides long. It is a transcript of the gene ESD, whose product is annotated as esterase D. The record is from RefSeq and is a predicted model, not a curated record. Gene Ontology annotation, cellular component: cytosol. Lineage: Eukaryota; Metazoa; Chordata; Mammalia; Artiodactyla; Camelidae. Gene Ontology annotation, biological process: formaldehyde catabolic process. Gene Ontology annotation, molecular function: S-formylglutathione hydrolase activity.